GGAUGGAGUGAGUGUACUGCUCUCCAACCCCCCACCUCCAAUCCUUUUGUUUUACUUGUUGUUGGCUAGCAAGGUAUUAUCGGCCAAUUGACUAUAAUUGGAGCCUAUCUUUAGCUAAACUAGAGCUUUCAAUCUUUUUUGCAACUCAAGUUUGCAUCCUUUCCUGCCAUUGUCCUUUCGGUGCUGCAAUUCAGAUCAUUUGUGUCCAUUGGUGCAGCCAUUGGACAACAACAAAUCUUGCACUUGAUCAUGGCAGCUUGCCCUGAAUUAAUGCAAGCCAUAAGCCUGUAACCACCAAGAAUUAAGCAAGCAUCUUAUUUUGCCAUAUGCCCUUCUGAUCAGUUUGUGCCUGUCUGACUAUCAUGAUCUGAUAGGUACAGGAACAUGCCAAUUUUGCUGUGUUUGAAGUAUUUAGGAUUCUAGAAAGAAAAAAAAUGAUAAAAACUUAGGAUUCUUUUUGACAAUAAUCUGAACUUUUUGAAUAUAUUUAUAUUGUAGCCAAAGAAAGAAAAUGGAUCAUACUAGAUUUAAUAUAGUACUAUAUUUGCAUGUUUUUAAUAUAGUAAACUAGUCUGCAUCGCACUAUAUUUGUUGAGCUAAUGUCUACCAUCCUUUUGUGCCUUUUCAGUUCUCUAUGUUGACCUCUUCAUUUCUUGUCUGCUUCCUAUCUUGAGGGGGAUGGUGGACAAAUUGUUCUAGUAGGCAUUAGACUUUGACAGUUAAAAGGUUGAAAGCUUCGGAUAAUCUUAUGUGGUCCUCCUACGGAGUGUUUUGUCUACCAUGCUCGAGCCACAGAAGCCCGACUGCCAUCCUCUGAUCAUGGGGAAGGAAGAAAGGUUAUGUGUGUUGAGCUGGUGGCUAAUCGCUUCUUACGCAAGGGAAGCUGGAUUUCACAUUCUCAUUACCAGCUAACAGCUGUUAGUGUCUGAUGAGAAGUACUUUCGGCGUGUGAAAUGGCAAUACAUGGUGUUAGAUGAAGCCCAGGCAAUCAAAAGUUCGAACAGUAUAAGAUGGAAGACACUGCUUAGCUUCAAUUGUCGGAACCGAUUGCUGCUGACUGGUACACCUAUCCAGAAUAAUAUGGCAGAGCUGUGGGCCCUUUUGCAUUUUAUUAUGCCAACCUUAUUUGACAGCCAUGAACAAUUUAAUGAGUGGUUUUCAAAAGGAAUCGAGAACCAUGCAGAGCACGGGGGUACUUUGAACGAGCACCAGCUUAACAGAUUGCAUUCAAUUCUUAAGCCUUUUAUGCUGCGAAGAGUUAAAACAGAUGUAAUUUCUGAGCUGACCAGGAAAACUGAGGUUACAGUGCAUUGCAAGUUGAGUUCUCGCCAGCAAGCUUUUUAUCAGGCUAUUAAGAACAAGAUAUCUCUUGCCGAGUUGUUUGAGGGCAAUCGUGGGCAUCUUAAUGAGAAGAAAAUACUAAAUUUAAUGAAUAUUGUCAUUCAGCUGAGAAAGGUGUGUAAUCAUCCAGAGUUGUUUGAAAGGAAUGAGGGAAGAACAUACCUCCACUUUGGGGAGAUCCCAAAUUCUCUUCUGCCCCCUCCCUAUGGGGAGUUGGAGGACGUGCACUAUGCAGGAGGUCACAAUCCUAUAACAUACAAGGUACGUUCUUAAAGCUUUUUCUGCCUU
Quercus robur (English oak) is the source of this 1629-nucleotide messenger RNA. Its product is annotated as chromatin-remodeling ATPase INO80-like. The record is from RefSeq and is a predicted model, not a curated record. Gene Ontology annotation, cellular component: Ino80 complex. The coding region runs from base 964 to 1614 and encodes 216 amino acids. The transcript has 8 exons. Gene Ontology annotation, biological process: DNA repair. Gene Ontology annotation, molecular function: ATP-dependent chromatin remodeler activity; ATP binding; ATP hydrolysis activity. Lineage: Eukaryota; Viridiplantae; Streptophyta; Magnoliopsida; Fagales; Fagaceae.